Molecule: messenger RNA, 651 nt
Organism: Phytomonas sp. EM1
Lineage: Eukaryota; Euglenozoa; Kinetoplastea; Trypanosomatida; Trypanosomatidae
Source: the annotation of a GenBank genome assembly
AUGCUUCUCCGAACAAUUAUAUCCCGUACGGCACGCACAUUAGAAAAGCCGCUUUCCAGCGUCAAGGGUGUUUUUGCCCCUCACUCUGAUGGGCUUCAUUUUGCCGAGCGUGCAGUCAAAAGCACAGCAUCUGAGCCGUUUUUUUUCUGUGGUAAGCGCUUGCUAUCGUGCCGAGCAGCGGAUUCCUAUGCGGCUGUUGCCUCGGAGCUUCUACCAUUCUUAACCUCUUCAGGCCCUUCAGAGGCUCCUGGCGCGUCUUCCCAAAGCAUCGCUCCGAGGUGCCCUACACCUGGCUUACUAAAACCGCGCACUCACGUCUAUUUGCAAGGCCACAGCGUUUUAUGCGUCUUUCGGAAUAAUAAAUUAUCGUUUCUCUCCAAAGGGGAUGAAUGGUUUCAGCGACAUGAGCUAUCACUGCUUGAGAACGAUGUACUUGCUCUCUUGUGUCCUGUGCAUGCGAAUGAAGACGCACAUAAGCUUUUCACUAGCGCAUUCAAACAAUUCCCAUGCGAUAUGGAGUAUAUCGCGGAGGAGCUACUUCUGAAGCUGGGGUGUCCAAUGGAGAGCGGGAGUACGUCGGUCGUCGCGCGGGCUGCGUGCAGUGUGCCCACUUGGGCAACAGAACCUCCUUGUUCCCAUCUAAAUCUAUGA